UUUAUCUUUGUUCGCUGCAUGACUUAUCAUAAAUGUGAAUUACCACUGUGUUUGUGUAUUUUGUGAAACUACGUCAGAUUGAUGGAUGAUAAAACACUUAGGAUUGGCUUCAUUGGAGCCGGUGGUAUCCAUUUUGGUAGAACUGGCUCCAAGUUGCCAUGGGCUCAUGCAACAAGACUAGAAAAGAUUGGCAACAUUAAAGUUGUGGCAAUCGUAGAUACAGACAUAAAGCUUGCAGAAGAUGUUCUCAAGGCAAAACUUUCAUCAGACCAAGUAAAACACUGUUAUACCGACUGCAAAUGUUUCCCUCACUUCAAAGAGUUAAUAGCUUUGAAACCAGAUGCAGUGUUUAUAGGAAUCCCUCCUUUUCAUAGAGGUUCACUAAAAGACGGUGUGGAUAUUGAACUUCAGUUUGUGAAGGCUGGAAUACAUGUGUUUGUGGAGAAAUCUCCAUCGGUAGUACCACCCGAAGAGUUUGAUAACUAUGUAGAGGAAGUUAGAAAAGCAAGCAUUAGAAACAAUGUCGUUGUAUCUGUUGGAUACAUGUUCAGGUACCAUGCUGGAAUAGAUAAAAUGAAGGAAUUAAUUAUUGACCAUGGCGGGAAAGUGAUGGCGUGUAGGUCAAAGUUUAGUCUGGCUUAUUCUAGAGGUCAUAAAGGUAGAGACUCCUAUAACAACAAAAUAACCGGAGGACCAAUUGUCGAGCAGGCUACACAUGUUUGCGAUUUGUCUAGAUUUCUAGCUGGAGAUAUCAAUCUAAACUCAGUUCAGACUGUUAUGCUGAAAGAUAGCGACCCAUCUGGUGCCGGACAUCUUUCACAUCUGCCUCAUGAUGGAGAAAAUCAUAUAAAACCUGCCGAUAAAGUUCCAAGAGUUACAUUUAGUCAAUGGAGGUUUGUAGACGGAGGAAUAGGGACUCUUAUGCACUCUAUAGCUCUACCAGGGAGUAGACAUGAAAUAUCAAUCGAGGUUCAAAUGGAUGGAUUACAGCUGUCUCUAUUCAAACCUGUCGAAGAAGACAGUUCAUUGGUCGUCCGUAGUAUCAAAGCAGACGAUCCAAACAGAGAUACUAUUUAUACCUUCAACGAACAAGAUUCAUUCUUAAAUGAGUUAUCGGCCUUUAUAAAUGCAAUCAGAACUGGAGACCAAACUGGAAUUAGGAGUUCUUAUGAAGAUGCUGCAAAAACCUAUGAAUUCACUUGGAAAAUAAGAAGGACUGGUGAAGCAACCAGUUGACUCUAACACUAAUUCGAAUAAUCGGCUUCUAGUUAAACAGUUAUAGUUAAAGUAGCGGAAUAUGAUACAUGAUGAGUUUUAUGAUUUAUAA
Messenger RNA from Mytilus trossulus (common blue mussel), 1327 nucleotides. RefSeq lists its product as uncharacterized. The record is from RefSeq and is a predicted model, not a curated record. The transcript is spliced from 3 exons. The coding region runs from base 82 to 1236 and encodes 384 amino acids. Gene Ontology annotation, molecular function: nucleotide binding. Lineage: Eukaryota; Metazoa; Mollusca; Bivalvia; Mytilida; Mytilidae.